AUGAAAUACUCACUUCUCUGGUCAGCCACACUUGUGCUUCUGUCCUCAGGUCUCUGCCAUGGAGCCGGUUUCGUCACUGUUGACGUCCUUCGUGGGAUAACAGGAGGGAGUGUGACCUUCACAACAUCUGUGAAACCGACCGCAGAGCCGUUCCUGGCACUGACCUGGGGCUUCAACGGCACCACCAAUGUGAUCACUUCCACCACUGUGGACGUCGUGGGACAAGGCUACGAGAACCGGGUUGAAGUGGAUAAAUCCACUGGAUCUCUGGUGCUGAGACAUCUGACAGAGAAGGACAGCGGAGAAUACGAGUUGAUGAUCAUCCCAAAUGGAGGAGAGCAGAUUCAAGGAACUGCCAAGCUGGAAGUAUUGACCCCAGUGUCAAAACCCACCAUGGCCUGUCCCACAGGGAACCUAAUAGAGGCUAAAACCUCUGUGAAACUAGCCUGUGAUGCCAACGGCUUGGUGAGCAGAGAGUGGAUGAAAGAUGGAAAACCUGUUGCUCCUGGAGGCAGAUUCAGUUUUCACGAGGGCAACAGAGUGUUGUCCAUCAGCCCAGUGGACCGGCUGGAUACUGGAGGGUUUCUCUGUAACGUCAGCAAUGAUAUCAGUUUUGAAACAACCAAUUGCAGUCUCAAAGUCUUCUAUGGACCUGACAGACCGAUAAUCGAUCAGACGCCAAUCGGAGCAGAGCUGGAGGAUAGGGUCACUCUGAGGUGCUCUGCUGACUCGCUGCCAAAGGCGACUUACUACUGGAGAUUCAAACACAUGCUGAUAUACGGGCCUGUGCACUUCAUCCACGAGAUGGAAGAGAGGCACCUGGGGAAGUACACCUGCACCGCCCAAAACACUGUCACUGGUCUGGAAACCUCUGAGGUCCACAAACUGCAUGGUACUUAAGCUCUCUUUCUCUCUUUUGCAUGC
Pleuronectes platessa (European plaice) is the source of this 924-nucleotide messenger RNA. Its product is annotated as carcinoembryonic antigen-related cell adhesion molecule 1-like. The record is from RefSeq and is a predicted model, not a curated record. Bases 1 to 900 code for a protein of 299 amino acids. The transcript has 4 exons. Lineage: Eukaryota; Metazoa; Chordata; Actinopteri; Pleuronectiformes; Pleuronectidae.